Messenger RNA from Rhincodon typus (whale shark), 4908 nucleotides. RefSeq names its product retinoblastoma binding protein 8-like (gene rbbp8nl). Gene Ontology annotation, molecular function: flap-structured DNA binding; single-stranded DNA binding; damaged DNA binding. The record is from RefSeq and is a predicted model, not a curated record. Gene Ontology annotation, biological process: DNA double-strand break processing involved in repair via single-strand annealing; double-strand break repair via homologous recombination. The transcript is spliced from 15 exons. NCBI's taxonomy places the organism in Eukaryota, Metazoa, Chordata, Chondrichthyes, Orectolobiformes, Rhincodontidae. The coding region runs from base 210 to 1886 and encodes 558 amino acids. Gene Ontology annotation, cellular component: site of double-strand break.
ACUGGAAAAGAAGCACAAACUAGGUUUGCAAGCAUGAGCUAAGGGCGUCCUGUACCAUCCUGUUACCUCCGUGUAUCCUGCGAGUUGCGUUUGGGUGAUGCUAGUUCCUAGUGGAAAGUAAAAGCUGAGCAAAACUACAUGAAAUCGUUUCCAAAAAGGGCUGUGGACUGGAGCCAAAGCUCAGCCUAAUCACUUCAGUGGAGUGAGAAAUGACAAUGGAGAACUUUACAGAUGUCUGGGCAAAGCUCAAGGAACUGCAUGACCAAGAAGUACAAGGACUGUACACAAAACUAACUGAAAUAAACAUGGAGCGAUGUCUUGAUGCACAGAGAUUGGACGAGCUGUUUAGCAAGAACCACCAACUGAGGGAGCAGCACAAGAUAAUGAAUGAAAAUGUCAAGAACUUGGAAAACAGGUUACGUGCAGGUCUGUGUGACAGAUGUACAGUCACCCAAGAACUGGCCAGGAAAAAACAACAGGAAUUUGAAAGUUCUCAACUCCAAAGCCUUCAACAUAUUUCCAUUCUCACAAAUGAAAUCAAUGGAUUGAAAGAAGAAAACAAAUUGCUUCACCAAGAACUGAGAAAGCUAAAAUAUUUCUUGGAAGCUAGGCAAAGUCAAGUGUAUCCAAGAGGAAGCCGUUCUUUGUCAGACAAUGCCACACCUGCAGAAUCAGUCUUGAAUACUAAAAGGAAACAAAGUUUGGAUUGUUCAUUCAGUUCUAUGCAAGAGCAUCAGAGCCUUAAGCAAGAGUUUAAGCCAUUUACAGAAGAUAGUCCCACUGCUUCGAAAAGGUCUGUUUCUCAUAAUCUAUCUGAGAUACCGUUAUUUGAUUUGCAUCCCCAAAGAAUAUCUAACCAGUUGCAUGGAACGAUAGCAGUGGUGCGUGCUGGUGCUGGUGCUGGUGCUGGUGAUGGAUCAUGCCGUACGCCAGAGAGAGAUGCUACUACAGCACAGACCAGUGUGAAAAACCAUGAAUGUAGACAGCAUGAGGAGGUACAUAACUUUUCUAAAGAUUGCAGAAGAAGUAGACAUCUUUCAGAGCAGCCAGACAUGACAAGGCAAAAACACAACAGAGAAGAAAAGAAUCCACCUCUUUUCUGUUUAAAGACUGAGGAAACGAUUGACAGAUCUGUGGAGAAACCUUUGGAUUUAUCAGAUUACAGUAAAAACAAAACGCCAUCUUGGUCCACUGACAGAAGUGAACUGUCCAUACAAUUUGAGUCCAAGAAACCAAGAUUCAAAGAGCCAGCAGAAAAGCCACAUACUCACAAUAAUUUACCAGGUGGAAAUUCCAGGGACAGUUCACACUCUUAUGAAGCAGUCGCCAAGGUGGUGAGUGUUGAAACAUCCAGUAAAGAUAAGACACAGAUUGUGUCGAGCCCUAAAGAUGGAUUAAAAUUGAGUGACAAUGAAGAGAAAGUGUACAAGAAUUUGAACAUUAAGGCACAAUAUGACAGCAAUUCUAAAUCCAGAGAGCCAGAUGUCAAUCCACGGAUUAGAAUGAAACUAUGCACUAAAAGACCCAAGACGAAGAAUGGGGGAAAUCCAAGUGUGGAAGUUCAUCUGCAAUUUUUGAAUAUGCAGCCAGACAUGCAUGAUCCCCCUCAAUGUGAGACUGAAAACUUUCAAGAAGUGCAUGGAAACCAAGAGAUAACAUCAGAAAAUGUGAAGCAUCAGUCUGGAAGCAAUGAGUUACAGCCAAAGAAGAAGAAAAAGAAAAGGCUCCAGGACUAUUGGACCUCUGCCGCAUAUAAGAGAGGAAGACGAAUCAAAAGAUGCAAACCAACACCAUCAGCCUCCACACAUGCCUCACAAAGAAGUGUAGAAAUCACAGAAAACAGAACAUCCAGCGAUCCAGAGUUAGUUCCAGGAAGUUCAAAUUGAGAAGGGGAUUUACCACAAAGCAUUAGAACUGAAUACUGAAGAUUCUCUGUGAACAGAAAUAUAUACAUGACAUUGUUAAGCUCUGGUUCAAUCACAAAGUUCUAACUUUUUUCUGAUCAGCAGUCAACCAAACAUUCUAGUGGAUCAAUAGCUGGUUUAGAAUUGAACACUUACAUUAAAGGGUAGAAAUUAGCUUUGUUUCUCAGAAUCAGUUAUGUUAUCUGUCAGAAUUUAGGCUGAAUUUGAAAGUUGUGUCGGCAAAAUCACAAUAACACGAACACGAGUUGAUCUCGUUCUGGGAUUCAAGGAAAUCUGCCAUUUCUAACAGGCAUUUCCUUGUGGGUUAAAGAAUUGCUGAAAAAAUAGAGCACUUCAAUUUAUGAUCUCCUGUACUGAUAAAGUGUUUAUUGUCUAAGUAAGAGUAAGAGCGUCACUACCCCAAUAUUAUUUCUUAACCAUAACCUUUUAUAGUUCCUGCUGUCAUUCAUUCUUCCAUUUCCUAAUACCAGCUUUUCCUACAUCCUCUCUAAAUGAGAUUACCAAUGUAAUGUCGAAAUCAUAUGACAUAAGCUUUGUAUGCUAAGAUAGAGGGACAGAAAUGAAACAGAAAUUCCUUUCACUUAGAACCCUUAUAAAUAACUGAAGGAUGUAGACUAAAGACUAUCAAUCAGAAUAUAGAAGUCUUAUUUUACUUGUGGGCUCCUCCUUGCCUUGAGUCUUUCAGAUGUGUCAUCUCUAUUGAGGUGAGCAGUUGAGAAAUCCCCUUUGAGACAUUUCCCUGACUUUUCUUAAUUGCAAAUGGAAACUCUUCACCUCUACUAUUUCACUCCUAAGCAGAACAGCCUAGGCUUAUGUGCCUCUGCUCUAUCACUCUCUGCUGUGAUAUUUCAGUACACUUCGCCAUUCUGUCAGCAAUUGCAUGACUUAUUCCGUUCUAACGUUUUUGAGAAGACUCGUAGCUCAGGUUGUGAAUGAGGUUGUUGAUUUGUUCACUGGGCUGGUAGGUUGGUUUGCAGACGUUUCAUCACCGUACUAGGUAACAUCAUCAGUGCGCCUCUGAGGAAGCGUUGUUGGUCUGUCCCGCUUGUUAUUUAUGUGGGUCCAGUCUGAUGUGGUGGUUGUGGUUUCUGGUUCUGCUUCAUAGUAAUUGGUAUAUGGGGUCUAUUUCCACAGCUUUGUAGAAGGAGUUCCGGGUUGAGUACCAGGCUUCCAAGAAAUCCCGUUCAUGCCCUUGGUUGGCUUGUCUUAGGAUGGUUAUGCUGUCCCAGUCGAAUUCAUAGCCUUCUUUGUCCAAGUGUAUGGAAACCAGUGAUAGUUGGUUGUGUCUCUUGGUAGCUAGUUAAUGCUUAUAGACCCUGAUAGUUAGUUUUCUCCCAGUCUGUCCGAUGUAGUGUUUGUGGCAGUCCUUACGUGGGAUUUUAUAUAUACCGUUGGUCCUGUUAGUUGUGGAUAUGGGAUCAUUUGUUUUUGUCAGUAGUUGUUGUAGUGUAGCUGUGGGUUUGUGUGCUAUCACAAUUCCGAGUGUUCAGAGUAGUCUGGUGGUCAUCUAUGAUAUGUUCUUGAUGUAUGGUAGGGUGAUUAGUGUAUCCAGGCAUGCUAUGUCUUCCUGUGGCUGUCUGUUGAGUAAGUACCAGCAGACGCUUUUUGGGUGGCUGUUGUUUUUAAUGACACUGUGGAGGUGUUUUUUUUCGGCUUUGCACAGUUCCGGCAUGCUGCAGUGUGUUAUGGCUCCUUUGAACACAGUCCUGAUGCAGUUCGUUUGUGGGUGUUGGAGUGGUUGCUGUUGUAGUUAAGUAUUUGAUCCGUAUGGGUAGCCUUCCUGUAUAUGGUGCUCUGGAGCUCAACGUUGGCCCUUCAUUCAACCAAUACAUCCAGGAAUGAGAAUCAGGUUGUUGUUCUGCUCUUCCCUGGUAAAUUUUAUGCCAGUGAAGAUGUUGUUGAUGAGUUGGUGAGAAGUGACUCAAAAUGCAUCUAUUCAGAUUUCCCGACUGCUAUCAUUGGACAAUGUACAUUGUCUGUACAAGUAACAAAAUCAUCCCUCUGGCCAUAAAUUUCUGCAUGGUGUAUUUGGUCGUGGAUUAAUUGGACUUUAUGCCAACCAUUGAUAUGGUAUUUUCACUCUACAAAACGUUGAAAUGAAUAAUGUCAUGCAGAUGAAUGCAUCAUUCUAAAAGUGCAACUUCCCAACAACUUCUAGCCUCUACAGUCUAAAUAAUCUAUGCAAUUUAACUGUGUAUUUAUAAAUAAUCUGUAGACAGUGUGCUACUUUGGGAAUGUCAACAAGCAUUUAUAUUUAUCUUAAGAUGAACCUCAGCAAGUUUCAUUUCCUGCACCACUUAAUGUGUUUAUGUAAAGUUCCCUUGUGUGCUCUUUAACACAUUGUAUUUAUAUUAGUUAAAAGUAAUAUCAUCAUGUGAAGCAAUGAAACAGUACAGGACAUUAAACAUAGAUAUGCUUUAAAAAUAAAUCCCCAUGCAUUGAGUAUUGACUUGUUUUGGACUGGAGUUAAAUGAUACAAACUGAAAUGUCAAAAAGCCAUAGAAAUUCAUUUAGAGCAUCUCAUUGAUGAAAUUGUGUUUUCAUAAGGAUGAUCAGAAAGACAGGUGUCUUAUAUGAUACUGAACUCUUAUAUUGAACUAAUUCCAAAACUGCAAAUCUUUAGGUUAUCACUGUUACUGAAGGAAUUGACUUUUCACACUGCUAUCUAUUAUAAUUUUUUAGCAGCCAGGUCAGAAAUUGUUGCAAAUGGUACAACUGGGUAAAUUAUAUUCUAUUGCACAAUGACAGAAAUGUAUUUGCAUUGCAUUUUGCUGUAACAGAGCUGAAUCUCUUUUGUAUUCAUUGUGAAGAGCAGGCAUCCAUAUUAAAUCAAUAGCAGAGUUGCUCAUUUUUUAUUAUUUCUUAGGUAACCAGCCUGUGACACCAGUGCAAUGUUCAGUAGAGAGAUAUUGCAGUGCAUGUAGCUUAAAAAUAUGAAAAAUGUUGCUGAAUAAAAUUGUUUGCUUUAAAUAAAGGUGCCUUU